CACACACACCUCCCAUUUAUCAAUAAAUAAAGCAGAGUGAGAGAACAAACAACGAAGCCAUCCAAGAGCUCGAGAAAACAGGGAUGAAUCCUCACUUUGUUUUGGUUCAUGGGGCAGGCCAUGGCGCCUGGUGCUGGUUCAAGCUCCUCAACCUCCUUCACUCCGCCGGCCACCACGCCACCGCCCUCGACCUCACUGGCGCCGGCGUCGAUCCCACAAAGUUGGAGGAAGUGACCUCUAUCCACCAUCACGCUCACCCGUUGAUGAACUUCAUUGAAGCUCUCCCUCAACAACAAAAAGUGAUUCUUGUCGGCCAUAGCUUCGGCGGUCUUAUAAUCUCUUUGGCCAUGGAGGCUUUCCCACAUCGGAUUCUUGUCGCUGUUUUUGUCACUGCUUAUAUGCCCCACUUCCUUUCUCCUCCAGCAACUUUAGUACAAAGAUUCUUCAACACCCUCUCUCCAGAGAAUUUGUUGGAUUGCCAAUUUUUAUUCGGCGACGACCCAGAAAUGCCAAAUUCUGUUGUUUUUGGCCACAACUUCACGACACAAAAACUAUAUGCCGACUGCUCCAACCAGGAUUUGGAGUUGGGGAAACUGUUGAUGAGGCCAUUCAAGAUGUUCUUUGAGGAUUUGAAAAGGGAAUCCAUUCUAACCGAAGCGAAAUUCGGGUCGGUGGAUCGGGUUUUCGUGGUGUGCGAAGGAGAUGAAGUAAUGAACAGCGAAUUCCAGAGGUUGAUGAUACAAGAAUUCCCACCAAAAGCUGUGAAAUGCAUCAAUGGAGGAGGCCAUAUGGUAAUGCUUUCAAAACCCACACAGCUUUUUCAACAUUUGAUUCAAAUUGGUGAGAGUUUCAACUCAACAAAUGAAUGUGACCAUCAAACCUUCAUCAGCCCUCAAUUAAAUUAAUACCCCCAUCAGCUUAAAUAAAGAUGGCCUGCAAGUUUUAAUUUCUCAAAAAUAUUUAAUAUCAUUUCAAUUGUUCUAAUGAAUUCUAAAUAAAUAAUACUUUA
Molecule: messenger RNA, 1009 nt
Organism: Cucurbita pepo subsp. pepo (vegetable marrow)
Lineage: Eukaryota; Viridiplantae; Streptophyta; Magnoliopsida; Cucurbitales; Cucurbitaceae
Product: methylesterase 10
Biological process (GO): salicylic acid metabolic process; jasmonic acid metabolic process
Molecular function (GO): methyl jasmonate esterase activity; methyl indole-3-acetate esterase activity; methyl salicylate esterase activity
Source: RefSeq, a predicted model, not a curated record